AUGACAACUUGUCUUGAAUGGACUUCAAUAGCCCAUUGUAUCACGGACUCACCACAAGUCAUCUUGCAGAAACUUUUCCUGGAGCUAACGUUUCAAAAAGGCAAAAUCCUUCCACAUCGAAAAUUUCUUGCGCAACGAGGAGAUCAAUAUAGUGAUUCACACAGGGCAUGUAUACAUGCGGCGUUGAAUAUACUGGAAUAUCAACGCAUUCUGGACGAGGAGACGUAG
Messenger RNA from Penicillium digitatum Pd1, 228 nucleotides. The record is from RefSeq and is a predicted model, not a curated record. NCBI's taxonomy places the organism in Eukaryota, Fungi, Ascomycota, Eurotiomycetes, Eurotiales, Aspergillaceae.